Brachypodium distachyon (stiff brome) is the source of this 1258-nucleotide messenger RNA. Its product is annotated as phosphatidylinositol 4-kinase gamma 8. NCBI's taxonomy places the organism in Eukaryota, Viridiplantae, Streptophyta, Magnoliopsida, Poales, Poaceae. The transcript has a single exon. Bases 1 to 1011 code for a protein of 336 amino acids. The record is from RefSeq and is a predicted model, not a curated record.
AUGCUGCCGCGCGUGGAGAUCGUGGCUGGCCGCCACGCCCCGGGCGUGCACGAGCUCAUCGCGGAGGCCGCGGGCGCCAUGGCGUCCGGGACGCGGCUGGUGCCGGCGCAGGGCGGCCUCGGCGGCGCGCUGCUGCUCAACGACGGGCGCUCGGGCGAGCACGUGGCGGUGAUCAAGCCUCUCGAGGACGACGCUUCCAAUGGUGACGGCGGGGGGUACGAGAGCGAGGCCGUGCUGCGGGAGGUGGCCGCGUUCCUCCUGGACCACGGCGGCUUCGCCAGCGUGUCCCCCACGGCGCUGAUCAGGAUCUCCCGCCCCGACAUGGACACGACAACCAUGGCGUCCAUCCAGCGGUUCGUGGCGCACAGCCACGACGCGGGCGAGCUGGGCCCGUCGCGGUUCUCGGCUACGUCCGUGCACCGCGUCGGCAUCCUCGACGUCCGCCUCCUCAACAUCGACCGCCACGCCGGCAACAUCCUCGUCAAGAACGACACCACGGGCACGGACUGGGCGGCGCCGCUGGAGCUGGUGCCGAUCGACCACGGGCUGUGCCUCCCGGAGCGGCUGGAGGACCCGUACUUCGAGUGGCUGCACUGGCCGCAGGCGUCGAUGCCCUUCUCCGCCGAGGAGCUCCGCUACAUCGCGUCCCUGGACGCGCCCCGCGACGCCGAGUUGCUCCGCGAGGAGCUGCCGGCGAUCACGGAGCCGGCCAUCCGGAUCCUCACGCUGUGCACCGUCUUCCUGCAGCGCGCGGCCGCGGCCGGGCUCUGCCUCGCCGACAUCGGCGACAUGAUGACCCGCGAGUUCUCGUCCGCGGAGGAAGGCGUGAGCGUGAGCGAGCUCGAGGCGCUCUGCAACAAGGCCGUGGACGACGGUGACCGGAGGACCGAGGAGUCGUCGCCGAGGCACGUGUCGUUCGGGGAGCUGAGCGCCGAGGAGUGGGCGGCGUUCCUGGAGAAGUUCGAGCGGCUGCUGCCGCCGGCGUUCGAGGCCAAGAUGAAGAAGCUCUGAACCCGAUCGAGCGGACAGAGGACAGCACUGGCUGCUCUGCGUUGUGGGAUCUGUGUACACGUCCGUCCGUACGUAGGUCGAGGGCUUUACGAUGCACGCGCGUGUACGUGCUUGAGCUUGUGCCGUGACAUGCUUGUAGAGAGCACAACGCAGCUCUGGAAACCGUCUUCCGAAAGAAGAAGCUGACACCAAGUUGUAGCAAUGCCAAUCCGAUCCAAUGCAUUGGACAACUCAACAUUGAUCGCAA